AGGAGGAUGACAAAACACUUCCAUAGAACUGCCAGUGAACCUUCACUUCACAACUAACCUGAACAUCUGCUUUUACUGAGUGCAGAGUGCUGAGUUAGGAGGAGAGUCAACACAACACUGCGCACUCCGAAUGAAGACGAGAGGAUUUCUUGCACGUACACAAACUUUUGAGCCGUGCUUCAGCGUGUGCUGGUGAGGUCGUCUAGAAUGGAAGAUUCUCUGGGGAUAUCAUCCACAAUGAAAAAUGAUUCUCUGAAUCAAACCAACUGCACCGAAUUCAAAUACCUAGCAUAUACUAUUACCUAUACCAUAAUGGUUCCAGUUGGAUUUUUCAGUAAUUUGACUGCUCUGUUUGUGUUCCUGAGGCAGACAACUAAGAAAACAGCCAACACUGUGUUCAUGACCAACCUGGCUAUUUCUGAUGUUGGCUUCUCCUUAACAUUGCCCUUUCGCCUGAUUUACUACUUUAGGGAAUGUCACUGGGACUUUUGGGACUGGCUGUGUCGCUGGUGUGUGUACUCUUUCUAUAUGAACCUCUAUACCAGCGUGCUGUUUCUCACGGGUCUAAGUGUGCUGCGCUAUCUUGCUGUGGUGCACCCCAUUCGAAAUAAGACCCUGGUGACUAUGCGGCGGGCCAAUUUGGCGUGUUUUUGCAUCUGGGUCUUCGUAGCGAUCAUGUCCAUUCCUUUCCUGAUGACAGGAACUACAGAGAAUAACGGGAAAAAAAGCUGUUUUGAAAUUAAAAACACGACCGGCUGGAAACGAGUACAACAACUCAAUUAUGUGGGACUGAUCUUUGGCUUCCUGAUCCCAUUUAUCAUCAUCCUGGGCUGCUAUGGGUGCAUCAUCCAAAGAUUAUUUGCUAAUCAGAAGUUACAGAAUCGAAGGCAGAUCCAGCGCCGGCGCUCUGUGUACCUAAUCGUUGUGAUCCUCAGCACCUUCCUGCUGUGCUUUGCACCGUACCAUAUAGUCCGCACGCUUCAUCUGCGGGCCGCAGUAUCCGAGAACAAAGAGCAGGAGACAUACCUGCUCAAGAUUUUGGUCAUCACUCUGUGUAUGGCUGCAUCGAACAGCUGUCUGAACCCCCUACUAUACUAUUUCGCUGGAGAGAGCUUCCGAACAUCCUUCAGCAGGGCCUCACGGCGCAUGACAAUCAGCUCUUUAAAUGAUAGUAUACGCCUGUCACGAUAUUCAUGGACCCAGAGGAACCGAUCAGGAAGCCAGAGGAAGAAAAGUCAAUCCAUAGAUAGUGUCCUGAGACCAGAGAAAAAGCUGGACUUAGGUAAUGAGUAAAGAGAAAUAGAAAUCCAUCCAUCUUCUAUACCGCUUUAUCCUUCCUUCAGGGUCACGGGGAACCUGGAGCCUAUCCCAGAGAGCAUCGGGCACAAGGCGGGGUACACCCUGGACAGGGUGCCGAUCCAUCGCAGGCCACAAUCACAUACACACUCACACACCCAUUCAUACAAUACGGACACUUUGGACAUGCCAAUCAGCCUACCAUGCAUGUCUUUGGACUGGGGGAUCAAACCGGAGUACCCGGAGGAAACCCCCGCAGCACGGGGAUAACAUGCAAACUCCGCACACACAGGGCCACGGUGGGAAUCCAACCCCCGACCCUGGAGGUGUGAGGCGAAUAUGCUAACCACUAACCCACCGUGCACCCAUCCUUUGGCUACUUUAGAGAUCGACACUGCAUUUUUGACUGACUUAUUCUUCUUAUUACCACCUUUCAGUCACAUAAUAGAAAAUAUUUGUCAAAAACAGUGGCAUCAAAGAUGCUGAACAUGCCAGAGGAACCGCCAGUAAGUGACAGUAUAGAUUAAUUUUCCGGUUCUAGGCAACUUCUACAUAAAAUUGUAAAGCAGAUAAAAUGAUAUUACAGGCCUGUCUUACUAAGCAGUAAUAUUACCACUCUAUUUGUUUGUUUGAAAUCGAUAGUUUUCCAUCUCUAUAUUAACAUUCAUGUACCACAGUUAUUUAUGUAUUUAUUUAUUGUUACUUUUGGAUCUGGCUAAAGGUUUUCUAAUGUAGGUCAUAUGCUUAAUUAUAUGUGAAAAUUCAUGUCACAGUUUUACAAUGAGAAUGGUGUAGAAAGUUUUAAAGGGUUUAAGGUAUGCGUCACAAUCAUGUACCAGUCUAGUCUUGAUCUGUUUAUUCUCGGGACCAGCCUGAAAAUCCAGAUUUGACCUUAUACUGAGACACUGUAACACUAUAAAUGCACAAAGGUAAUUCAGCUAAUUAUGUGACUUGUUAUAGCAACUGGUUGCUAAUUUAGGGCACUCAUAGCAACAGCAGUGAAUAAUGACUUUUACCCCCCC
Messenger RNA from Ictalurus furcatus (blue catfish), 2318 nucleotides. It is a transcript of the gene cysltr3, whose product is annotated as cysteinyl leukotriene receptor 3. Lineage: Eukaryota; Metazoa; Chordata; Actinopteri; Siluriformes; Ictaluridae. Gene Ontology annotation, molecular function: G protein-coupled receptor activity. The transcript is spliced from 3 exons. Bases 208 to 1293 code for a protein of 361 amino acids. Gene Ontology annotation, cellular component: plasma membrane. The record is from RefSeq and is a predicted model, not a curated record. Gene Ontology annotation, biological process: G protein-coupled receptor signaling pathway.